AUGGAGAGCCUGGAGCCCGGCUGGGGAAGACGGGGUCUGGAGUGCACAGGGUGUCAUAAGCAACUCCACGUGUUCGAGCAGGACCACGGGCGUUAUCGGCAUAUCAACGGGAAUAGUGAGGUGGACGAGGUCAAGUUCGCGUAUCUAGGCACAGGCGUGGAUCUCGGAUGA
Parastagonospora nodorum SN15 is the source of this 171-nucleotide messenger RNA. RefSeq lists its product as hypothetical. The transcript has 2 exons. The record is from RefSeq and is a predicted model, not a curated record. NCBI's taxonomy places the organism in Eukaryota, Fungi, Ascomycota, Dothideomycetes, Pleosporales, Phaeosphaeriaceae. Bases 1 to 171 code for a protein of 56 amino acids.